Molecule: messenger RNA, 756 nt
Organism: Priapulus caudatus
Lineage: Eukaryota; Metazoa; Priapulida; Priapulimorpha; Priapulimorphida; Priapulidae
Product: reelin-like
Exons: 5
Coding region: 1-756 (251 amino acids)
Source: RefSeq, a predicted model, not a curated record
AUGGAUGUGACUAGCAAAGUUGCUUUGCUAGUGUUAGAGUCAGAGGUGCAGGUAAGAUUCAAAGUUGCUUUGCCAGUGUCAGAGUCAGAGGUGGAGGUAAGAUUCAAAUAUAGCUUUGCCAGUGUUGAUCGGACGACGCUCGAACGAGGAGAGAUGCGUCUGUCGGUGAGCAUCGCCGACAACCCUCGCUUCUACGAGCCCGGAAAACUCUAUCAAGUGAGCGUGAAGUCGAGCAUAGACUUUGACGCAUUUGUCAUGAUGGGUCUCUACAGUCUGCCGGCUGCCGUGUCCAGCGCACCGAUGCAGCAGCAGCAGCAGCAGCAGCAGGCUGCGUUCGGAGCCUACCAUGCGAUGGCGGCCGGCGCGCACGCGCCGUUCGCGCUCCAACCUUUCGUCUGCUCCGUCACGGCCUCACACACGGGGGCGCCACAGAAGCAGAUGAGCUUCAUGUGGCAGGCGCCACCUGCCGGCGCCGGAUGCAUGGAUUUUCUUGCCACUUCAUCUCUACGAGGGCAAAUUAUCUUGAAGGACACUCUUGUCAUGCAGAUUUGUGAACAAGCAGUCGUGAACGUGAGCCGAUCGUAUGGACCGGACGUGGGAGGCCUCGAGAGACAUCACGUCAUCCUCCGCGACAACUUUGACAGUGACACAUCCGAGGACAGCUCUGUCUGGCAAGCUGCUUUAAUUAACUACACGAAAUCAUCAUUUCUACUUCAUCCACACUAUACUAAUUGUUUUGGCUGCACGUUGCUUUAG